Messenger RNA from Dromaius novaehollandiae (emu), 1701 nucleotides. It is a transcript of the gene ENPP7, whose product is annotated as ectonucleotide pyrophosphatase/phosphodiesterase 7. The record is from RefSeq and is a predicted model, not a curated record. NCBI's taxonomy places the organism in Eukaryota, Metazoa, Chordata, Aves, Casuariiformes, Dromaiidae. The transcript has 6 exons. Bases 5 to 1315 code for a protein of 436 amino acids.
GAAGAUGUUCCCUUCUCUGGGGCUUAUCUUUGCUGCCCUCUCUUUAGCAAGAUGCGCCCCUGUGCAUCAAGCACCCAGCCGCAGCAAACUCCUCCUGGUCUCCUUUGAUGGCUUUCGGUGGAACUAUGACCAGGAUGUGGACACCCCCAACCUCGACACCAUGGCUGCAGAGGGAGUAAAAGCGCGGUACAUGACUCCUGCCUUUGUUACCAUCACCAGCCCGUGCCACUUCACGCUGCUAACCGGGAAAUACAUCGAGAAUCAUGGGGUGAUUCACAACAUGUGGUUCAACACCAGCACGGGUCAGAAGCUGCCCUAUUACAACACGCAGGGAGUGGUGAGCUGGUGGGACAACGGCAGCCUGCCCAUCUGGAUCACAGCUCAAAGACAGGGCUUAAAGACAGGCUCCAUCUAUUUCCCUGGAGGAAAAGCAACAUAUCAAGGGGAAGAAGUGAAUAUGAAGAUGGUAGAGCCCCUUCUGUUCAACUACAGCAAUGAAAACAAUUGGAGACAGAACAUUGACACUGUCAUGGAAUGGUUCACCGUGAAUAACCUAGACUUCAUUGCCCUCUACUUUGGUGAGCCAGACUCAACAGGACACAAGUAUGGCCCUGAAUCCACAGAGAGAAAAAACAUGGUCAGCCAGGUGGACAGAACUGUUGGUUACUUACGGAAACGCAUAGCGGAAAGUGGUCUAGAAUCAAACCUCAACCUAAUCAUCACAUCUGACCAUGGCAUGGACACUGUCAUAAAGAGCAAUGAAAUUCACAUCCGGACAGUAGAAAAUUUCACCUUCAGUGACAUCCAAUUUGAACUCUUAGACUACGGACCAAAUGGACUACUGGUGCCAAAAGAAGGAAAAUUAGAGCAUGUAUAUACAGUCCUGAAAAAUGCCCACCCAAAGUUACACGUGUACAAGAAAGAAGAGUUUCCAAAGAGAUUCCACUACGCCAAUAAUUCCCGUAUCACCCCGCUCUUGAUGUACAGUGAUCCAGGAUACGUGAUCCAUGGGAGAUUCAAGGUCCAGUUCAAUAAUGGGGAACACGGCUUUGACAACGAGGACAUGAACAUGAAAACCAUCUUCCGCGCUGUGGGACCAGCCUUCAAGCAAGGGCUAGUGGUAGAGCCUUUUGAAAGCGUGAAUGUCUACGCUCUCCUCUGCGAGCUGCUGGGCAUCACCCCGGAGCCUCAUGACGGGUCCCUGGAGAUCAUGAGGCCCAUGCUGUACUCAAGUGCCCCUUUCCUUCCUGCCAAGAAGCUGCCAGUGCUGCUGGGAAUUGCCGUCAUUCUGGGAUGCUGGGGAGGAAUAUACUAACCCCCUGCUCAACAGAGCAGCCUCCAAGUUCCAGGCGGCUCUACAAGAAAUAUGUGCAGAGAUGAGGAAGGACACAUCUCAAGACGACAUCCUAUCACAGUCUCAGAGAAGUGUGCAGAGACCCCACUCCAACGCAUCACCAAAUUACUGAUCCACUUCCCUCCAGAAUUACCAAGACGCCUCUCCCAAGCUUUGGUACGUACGCAGAGAGGCACCGCUGUGGAAGCUGACACCGAUUUACAGUAUGACCUUGACAAAGUCAUCCCAUAUCUGCAUUACCCCAAAUUCCUCAUCUGCGCAAGGUGUAAGUACUCCCGCUUGGCUUGGACCACGGAGAGUUAAUACCUGUAGAGUAUUUAAAGCAAUUAAAAGCAUACUCGAAGUUC